Messenger RNA from Diaporthe amygdali, 1434 nucleotides. RefSeq names its product diacylglycerol kinase catalytic domain-containing protein. Gene Ontology annotation, biological process: sphingosine biosynthetic process. The coding region runs from base 1 to 1434 and encodes 477 amino acids. Gene Ontology annotation, cellular component: cytoplasm; intracellular membrane-bounded organelle; membrane. Lineage: Eukaryota; Fungi; Ascomycota; Sordariomycetes; Diaporthales; Diaporthaceae. The record is from RefSeq and is a predicted model, not a curated record. The transcript has a single exon.
AUGGCUGUUAUCAUCUCAGACGCCGCAGUCGAGGGGCUGAAGCCUGUACGCUUGCCAGACGACGCAUCACUUGUCAAAUACGAUGACAAUCGCAUAACAUGGUCGCAUCAGACUCAGAAUGACGGUGAAGGCAAAAUCUAUAUCAAAACAGAAGAGAUCGUGCUCAUCGCAGAGGUUGCUGCAGGGGAUCAUCUCAUUCUUGCUCUGAGUCAAGGGGAAGAAGGCGCCGCAGAGUCCUUUCGACUGUCCGCUUUCGUGGCUCGGAACCUGCGGCAGGACUUGCUUGAUCAAUAUCUUCUGAGUAAACUUCCAGAUCACCUCUCGGCUGGUGCCGAAUCGAGCUUGAAGGUCGUCAUUUCCACAAAAUCGGGGACUGGCCAGUCUCAGAAGUUCUACGACUCGGUACUGCAGCCUCUCCUGACAGCCCUCGGCUUCAGAGGUGAAGAGGCAGGGGUCGAUGUCGACUCUUCAACUGGCGGGAAGGUCUAUCAGGUGACUGUGACGAAGGAUUCCAACAGUGUGAAGGAUUUCUCGAGAGAGAGAUGGGGUCGUGACGGAGGCUCCACCAAACGGGCGGAGGGUAGUGAGACUGUCAUUCUGCUUUCCGGUGACGGAGGCAUCGUAGAUCUCCUCAACGGAAGCACACAGCCUACAGAGCCAGGUCUGCUGCCAAAUAUCGCUAUCAUCCCACUGGGCACCGGCAAUGCAACUUUCCACUCCCUACACAAGCCUCACUACACCGCAUCCGACCGCCCAGCUCCGUUGCACCUGGUCCUGGCGCUCCAAGCCCUCCUGAAGGGCAAAUCUUCUCCGCUGCCAACCUUUGAGGCUCUAUUCACAUCGGGGUCUCAGCUUGUCGAGGAGAAGAAAGAAUCCACGGAAGCCCCUUCACCAAUCUCCCAGCUCACAGGAGCGAUAGUCGCCAGCUACGGCUUUCACUCACAACUCGUCUGGGAAUCCGAUACCCCCGCGUACCGCAAGCACGGUGACAAGCGCUUUGGGAUGGUCGCACAGGAACUCCUCAAGGAGGGUCAUGCUUAUAACGCAUCUGUCGAGACAUCCUCCUCGACUCUCAGCACCACGCGGUACAACUACAUCCUUGCCACCAUGGUGUCGAACCUGGAGAAGACUUUCACUAUCUCUCCGGAGAGCAAGCCGCUAGACGGGAAGCUGUGGCUAGUCCACUUCGGCGACGUAGGAGGGCAGAAGACCAUGGAGAUCAUGAUGGCGGCUUAUAACAAUGGGUCACACGUGGGAAUUGAGGGCGUGGGUUACGAAGCAGUGGAUUAUGUCAAGGUGAUGACCCAUGAAGAAGAUCCGAGGUGGAGGAAGGUGUGUAUCGACGGGACAAUCGUGGAGCUCCCGCAGGGCGGAUCGAUGACCGUCAAGAAAAGCCCCAACCCACGGCUUCAGGUGCUGGUGCUGGGGGCUUGA